GGGCUAUGUGGGAGGGAAGGGUUAGAUAGAUAGAUCUUAGAGCAGGAUAAAAUGUCAGCACAACAUUGUGGGCCGAAGGGCCUGUACUAUGCUGUAGUGUUCUAUAUUCUAAACAAUGGAGCCACAGUCAGGCUGCUGGAGGAACUCAGCUAGUCGAGCAGCAUCUGCGGAGGGGGAAAGACUUGUCUGGCAGCUGCAGUCUCUUGUCCCUCUGAACAAUGAAGCAUACGGCAGACCUCGAGAUCCCAAUGCCCACAGCUCCCUCCGUCUGAGGACUGAACCGGGGUAUCGGUAUUGGUUUAUUAUUGUCACUUGUACUGAGGUACAGUGAAAAACUUGUCUUGCAUACCGAUCGUACAGGUCAAUUCAUUACACAGUGCAGUUACAUUGAGUUAGUACAGAGUGCAUUGAUGUAGUACGGGUAAAGACAAUAACAGUACAGAGUAAAGUGUCACAGCUACAGAGAAAGUGCAGUGCAAUAAGGUGCAAGGUCACAACAAGGUAGAUUGUGAGGUCAGAGUCCAUCUCAUUGUAUAAGGGAACCGUUCAAUAGUCUUAUCACAGUGGGGUAGAAGCUGUCCUUAAGUCUGGUGGUACGUGCCCUCAGGCUCCUGUAUCUUCCACCCGAUGGAAGAGGAGAGAAGAGAGAAUGUCCUGGGUGGGUGGGGUCUUUGAUUAUUCUGGCUGCUUCACCAAGACAAUAAGAGUCCAAGGAGGGGAGGCUGGUGUCCGUGAUGCGCGGUCACUCGAACUGUGAGGCACCCACCCCACCAGUGGUACCUGAACCCAUAGGCCCACACAACCCACGUCUUCCCUUCCUAGAAUUGUUGCAGCGCAAAAGGCCUUUCAGCCCAUCGAGUCCGUGCCAGCCCCUAUUGUAGAGCGAUUCUGUCGACCCAUUGCCUCCACCUCGCUCUUUCCCCACAACCCUGCCGGCGAUUUUCCCUCCAGCUGAUCCCAUUCCCUCUACCUGACUGUUCCCACCACCCUUACAGGCAGCCAGCCCUGGCCCAUAAGUACUCCCCGCACUAAAAGAAUUCUUCCUCAAAACAUCCCCCUCUGUAUCACUUUAAAUCUGCACCCCCCGGUCCUUGAACCGUCGCCAAUGGUGUCAGCUUCCCGGUCUAACCCCGUCCUGAUCUCGCCCGUCUCCAUCUAACCUCUCAUCCCCCCUAACCCUGGAGCUAAAACCUCCCUACCGCCCUCCAAGUAAAUCUCUCCUGCGACGCUCCACAGCUCAAGUGGAUACAGAACGGAGCUUCAUACAAUUGAAGAAACUCUCGGCGAAGCCCUGGUCCCGUCACACAGAGGCACAGCCAGCUCCCACCGCUCCCGCUCAGUCCUUGUACACACUAACUCCGGGUCUGUCUCCCAAACUGAAACCCCGCAGCCUUCGCGUUGUUCCAGUAAAAUCUCUUUAAGUCGUCCGGGGACACAAGAGAUUGCAGAUGCUGGAAUCCGGAGCGAGAAAAAAAACCCAAAACUAUUGGAGGGUUUUAAUUUGCAAUCCUCGGCGAGAAUUUCCUAUCUUUCCCGUAAGCGAUGGAACCAAAACUGGACGCAUUGCCCUCCGGGCUGUCUGAGUUCCCCAACGCUCCGGACGUUGCAGGGUGCAGACGUGCAACAAGCAGACAUCGCCGCUUUAAUUCUGCGGGUGACAAGGGAGCAUGUGACAGGGGAAUGGAGGGAGGGGGGAGGGUUUUGAGGAGCUGGUCAUAUGAUCAGCUACACGGAAUCAAAACAAACCGAGCAGCCAAACUGAAGCAGGAGCUGUCGGAGGGAGAGGCGAGUCUGUGGCUGCAGGUAGCGGCAGGGUCGCUUGUCACCUGCUGCAAAAUCCUUUUGUAAACCGGAGAUAAUCUGUUACUGGAUCGGUGUCGCUGAAAUCAUUUAACUGGUGGUGUGGAGGAAAGGGCAGAAAUGAUGCUGUGCCGGGCGAUGAGCUGGUGGCUGGCACUGUCCCUGACUGACUGAUCGAUGAACCCAGUCCCGAGUUGUGAUCGUUCCAAGACGGCCAGGCCGCUGCACCGUGCUCGGAUGAAGACGUUGGCUGCUCCUGAAUGGGACGGACUUGAGCUCGAAGUUACUUACAUCACCGCGAUCCUCCUGUUGUCGGUCGGUAGUUGCCAUUGAGAAGGAUUUUGUGCCAGCUGACCGGGGUGCCUGUCGCCAUUUUGCCCCUGUUCCGUGGCACCAACUCUCGGCUCGGUCAUGCCACAGCCCAAUGCCUGUGGGAUGGAACCUGCGUUUGGGGAUGCUUUUAGAAGCUGCUGCACGUGUUACUCCUCUGAUCAAACUGUUGCAAGUCCGGACAGCAGCCCAGACUCCGGCUUCCUGUAUGAACAGGGACGCCAGUUGGCUUAUACUAACAGCUCCAGGAAUGAUCUGCUGAGUCUGAACUUGUACAGGAGCCCAAUGAAGGAGAACAUCGAGCUCCUGAGUGACCUGGUGGACGAUGAGCCGUCUGACAGCACCAGAUGUGAGCGCUGGGAUGUGUCGGCUCUCGAAGACUUCACCAAGUACACCAAGGCUGACCUUUGGAACAAUAAAGAGUUGGACUUGCUGGGCUUGGACGAGAACACAAGUCCUUACCAAAACGAGGCCAGGGUUUCUCAGACACCAACGCUGGCUGAACUGAAUGCGGAUGACUCUCAGCAGGUGGGUGACUCCUGGUGUCUGCUACGGACAGCAAGGGAAGCUUCUCCAUUCUCCGGCAGGUUGGACACUGCUGGUAGAGCCACAGAGGCCUCCAAGAAAUCCAACUCGAUGGAUUCUUUAAUGGAUUCUGACUUCCACUCAGACGGUGGUAUGUUUUUUCAGAGAAGAGAAGACCAACUUGGCCACUUGAAGAGCAUCGUGCCCAGUAACAACAUAACGGGCCCCAGAAAUGUCGAAGUGCCCCCCAAAUCUGGGAAUCGCCUCCUCCCUCACCAAACGGCUCAUCCCAGGGCCCCUGCAGAUGCUGCGUCCGGCCCGGAAGAAGAAGCCACUCGUGACCGAACAGGACCAAGCUCCUGGAAGCAGCCCAAGCGAUCGGUGGCCGCUGAGCAGAGGGAGAUGGGGAUGGAGAAAGCCAGCAUUAACAAGGGAGGUGGCCAAAUCUACCAGCCUCCCUUCCCUGCCUGGCGGGCAAUUGUGGAGCCUGCUCCAGAGGCCGGAGCUGAACUGAAGUACGAGGAGCACAACUACUCCCUGUUCAGCGCGGAGGGUCUGGGAUUGCAUCAGAGUGAAGACCGACCAGAGGCCGAGGAUGGUUCGGACUCCGAGCAGGACGAUAGUGAGAAUGAAGAUGAGGAGGAGGAAGACUAUGAUGAAGAUAAAGAUGACUUCAGUGAUUACCUUUCUGAAGCAGGAAACGAGCAUGAGGUUUCUGCUGACGUUGCCUCGGAAACGGGCGUUAGGAGACUGAAGCGCCGUUACUUCUGGGAGUACAGCGACAGCCACGCCACGCCCAGCAAGCAGGAGCGUAUCCUGCAGCCUUCGGAGUGGGACUCCUCAACGUUACCCAGUAACGUCUACCAAAAGGAGAAUGGGGUCGGACAAGGGCGGAGAUUGGCGAAAAAGUCCCGCCGCACGGAUGUCGACGACUUAACUCCGAACCCACGCAAGCUGCUCCACAUCGGAGAGGAACUGAAGAAGCUGAACAAGGUAAUUGAUGACCUAAGACCAGUGAGUGAACUGCCGAUGAACGCCAGACCCCGGUCCAGAAAGGAGAAAAAUAAACUGGCCUCUAGGGCCUGCAGGUUAAAGAAGAAAGCACAGCACGAGGCAAACAAAAUCAAACUGUGGGGCCUGAACACCGAGCACGAUAACUUGCUCCAGGUCAUUGUGGCGAUCAAGCGACAGAUUAUGCAGCGGGCGGAGAGCAGCGGUGGGACAGAGGAAGAGAGCAUGAUGGAAAAGCUGCAGAAGCUGCUGCAAGGCUCCGUCGGGCGAUCAGUGGCAGGGCAAAUGUCUGAGUUCGUGAGCGAGGUCCUGGAGAAGGCGUCGGCGGGAGAAGCAGCCAGCAGCCUGAGCUGACAAGUGCCGCACUCCGUCCCGAACCUGUGCUUCGACAACAGGAUCUAGUUGAACAGCAGCAGGGCAGAGAUUUGGUUGUCAGCGAAGAGGAGCUACCUCACCCCCAGUGUCCAUCUACUUGCUGCCUGUCAUUUUCUUUUUUCAGUAGGAGGGGUGGGGAUGUUUGAGUGGAUUGGCAUUCCCCUCCGGAUAACCCUGCUUCUCUUCCCCCCCCCCCCCCCCCCCCCCAACACUCCUCUCUUUUAACCCCUCCAGGAGGACUUGGCAAGGAGCUAGCCAGAGAACCCGGGAUGGUUGUGGGGUAGGCAUGACAUCCACACGAGUAAGCAGCAGAACUGAGAGCUGGUGGUUUGGUACGGACAACACAGCCAGCUGUUUGAGUGGAUUGUCUUGGCAAAAGGUGGUGAGGAAUCCUUCUGCACAGUGGUCGCUCUGACAUACAAUGAGGAAAGUUCUCCUGGGUGCAUUUGCUUUUGAAAUAUUCCAGCUCCAGUGGUAAACCCUCCAAAUGUGUCAACUUCCUCUGGACUCGUUUCCCAGUUGUUCUAAUUUAUUUGCUAUUGCUUUUUUUGGUAUGUUUUUUUUAAAUGAAAUCCCUCCAAAAUACCAUCUUUGAAUGACAGGAGCAAAGCAUUUCUGGAGCAGGAUUUCGAAAAGGGAGGGUGUGGGUUGUGACAGUGAGACGUGUUCACUCUGUCCAAUCCCGGAGACCUCCUGCGGAGGGAAGCUGGUCUGUAGAUUCCGAUGGUCGGGAUUUAUUCAGUGAUACUGUGAACUGGGAAAUGCUGCAACAUUCACUGUGGUCUCUCUUUACUAUUUUAUACAUGAGCACUUUAAUUUUAUAGAAAAAGAAAUCACUGUUACAGGUGUUAGGUGACUGACUGUUUUUUUUGUGUGUGGGUGGGGUAGGGUGAGACUGAGUGAUGUUUAGCAACUGACAAUUGAUGGCUGUAGAAGUGGGAGAUGGGCUGUGGUGUUCCAAGGCAGGGAGGUGUGAGCCAGGUGUGUAUUGUUCAAGGUUGUUCUAUCCAGCUGCAGUGUGUUUUACCUGAGAACCUAGAAAACUGACCAAGGGAUUGAGAGUAACCGAGAACCACUUGUCCGAAAUGCCGUGGAUUGUUUGCAUUUUUUGUCCCUGUUUUCCAAGACCUCGGUCAACAGUAGUUGGAGAAGGUCCUGGCUUCUCUUCGUGGUGCCAGGUUCCUGAUCCCAUGACUCGGUUGAGGGAAGCGAGGAGAGUGGUUCUACCCCUUCAGGCAGUGGUGAGCUUUGUGUUUGAGGGGUCGGGGGAAUGGCACAGGAAAGGUUGCUGUUCCCGAUGCAUUGCCCAGCCUCUGUGUAUGGGGAAGACUGAGAACGACCUCGGGUGCUGAUGGGGUCUCCUCCCUGAGGUCUGAGAAAGGCAUCUAACUGGGAUGGGGGACAGUGUUGGAUCUGGGGAACCACCAAUGGAAAUGGGAUAGGGAAGGUUAGAGAUUAAUGUUGAAAACCUGCACACAGUGGCUACCUCCUAGAUUGCUCGAAGCUCGGGGGUGAUGCGUCAGUGAAUCACUUGGUGGGGGUGUUCAGCCUGAUGCUGAAGAGGGAGGCGUGUAGUUCUUACCCACUUGGGACGGGGACAGGUGUCCAUUGUGAUCCUGGCUGCAGAGUGGGACUUGGUUUACCGCGAGUAACAGCCCACGGAAGGUGUGGGGAGUUUCACUCCGGCCUUGGCCGUUGUGCCUCCACCCGAGGAGAUGGAGCGGUGACCUGCGGUGCCUUCCACGCGGAGGUGACAUAAUGUCUGAGCUUCACUCUGUUUCUUCCCACUCUCGAACCCUUCACUGGGAGACAGCAUGUCGGUGACUUUGGACUCCUUGUUGAGUGUGAUUGGAAACCUCAGACACGUCGGAGGUGACGUGAAUAAGGGGAAGGAUCUCCCCUCCUGCGAGGAUCUCGACCUCUGUUUCUGAAGGAGAUGACAGGCUGUCGCGUGCUGCCAUUUGAUGGGUCCGAAUCAUUGCUGCUCGUGCUUUCCCAUUGGCUACUCGUCAGGGGAGGUGAAUCGUCGGGUGGUGUCCCCCAUCAAUACUCCCCACUUACCCUACAGGAAGCAACUGAGGAUGGAUCCAGUGUAAAAAAAAAUUAUCGCUCUCCACCAGCUGCUUUUAGAACCUCUAGCUUAUUUGCAAAAGGACACCUAUAUUGAAUGCGGUGGACAGGUGCAGUCUACUCCUCCCCUACUGACAUGCACAGGGAAACAGGCUGUUCUCUCCCACACUUGUCCCUCAUCUGUGGUCGCUCCCUCCCCCUGGCUGCAUGGACCGUAUACAACACACUGAGUGACCUUCCUGGUUCCUGCUUCACCCUCUGAUGGAGAAAACCUAUCCCCUCCCACUCUCUUCAAUCGAUAUCCUGGGAAUAAAGAUGUGUGACAUUGGGAGGCUUCAGUGAGCGGCUGCUGAAACCUUCCUGAAGAUCUCGGAAGGAUCAGAUUGAAGGAAGAUGACAAGGAGCCAUCCGGUGGAGUUUAUGAAAUGGGACAGAAAAUGCUUGAAAUAUCCGGGCAGCAUUGGUGCAGAGGGACAGUUAAUGUGGAAGACUGGUCCGUGAGAUUGGUUCUGAAGGGUCACUGACCUGAAACAUUGACUCUUCUCUCUCCACAGAUGCUGCCUGACCCGUUGAGUAUGUCCAGUGUUUUCUGAUUUGUUUCAGAUGUCCUGCAGGACUUUGCUCUUUAGUUGUCUGACUUAGAGGUUCAGUUAAGCAGAUCUUUAGUUUCCAGGCUACCAGUGACAUUCAGGAAUCCCAUCUCCUCGUUAGUAGAACCCUUUCCCUGAAACCACAUGGCCCAAACUUUGGAAGUGAGGAAAGCCUUUGUCCAAGCUCUUCCUUCAUUUUCUGCCAGGAGAGGGAGAGUCAGCGAUCAGAGAUGUGUAGCAUUGAUCUAAAUGGGACGUGUCGUGUCCAUUGUGACUGCCCUUUACUAGUUGGUCACUGAGUGGGGCUGGUGUUUCCCUCAGAGCCAGUGAUGGGAAUGAAGGAAGCAGACCCUUUGAUGUUUGGUUCCAGUGCACGGCACAAACUGCUCUGAAGGGGGAGUAUCCUCUGGGUCCCUCGCCAGCGAGAGCACUCACCCCCAUUUCACAGUAAAGUCUGGUUUUCUUUUGAAAUGGAACUGGUCCCUUUUUUUGUUUUAAAUAAGCUAGUGUGGCACUUUUCAAAUAUAGUCUAGUUUGGGCGAUUCUCAAUCCUGUGCCACUUUGAGUUGUUUUCUGUGUGACCCCAGAAGUGGGGCUCUGUGGAGACCUUUCAAAUCCAGUUCAUGCUCUGACCCUUGCCCAACAGCCCCCCUCAUUUGUACCCCCAACUCCCUGGUCACCCCGAGGACCAUUCCCAGGAGGCUUGAGUGAGCAUCUGUUCAGAGACCUAGGGUUCUCAUUGGUGCAAUAUAUCCACCUCUUGUGACACAGGAGGCCAUUUGGCCCACGGAGCAUUCUCAUCUGUCCCAUUCCCCCCAGUUAUUUUUUCCCGGUAGCACUUUCUCUGUCUUGCAUUAGUGUCUCUCCACUUGGAGCAACUUGCAGUAAAAGGUUAUUCCAUGUCUUUGGGACGUGGGAGUUAACUCGGGGGAAACCCACGUGGUCACGGGGAGAAUGUGCAAACUCCACACACACACACAGCGCCCCGAGGUCAGGAUUGAACCCGGGUCUCUGGAGCUGUGAGGCAGUGGUUCUACACCAUGCGCCACCCGGCCGUCCUGGUAAGGGAGGCAGCCGUGUAGGGUUCGUGGGGCUGCAUCAAGAUGAAGCACGCUCCGUUGUUUCUGCAGGGAUUGUUCAGACUCAUUGUCCUGGUCAAUCAGGGCUGCUUGUUGGAUAACGCCACUCAAACCAGCCAGUCUAUUCCCCUUCAAAGUGUGUUGAAUUAUUAUCAGAUUUGCAUUGUUCACUUAUCAAGAACUAUUGUGGUAAAGGCAUUACUAGAGUUACUGAUGGAAUAGUUUUUUUUGAGUAGGGAAUAAUUUGAAGGCACAGUUGCACGUGAGCAGCACGGUGACUGACCUCGCAUUGUGCCUGGCUCUGACUGAAGCGUGCUUGUUUCACAAGCCCUGGAGGCUGCACCUGUUGCUCUGCCUGUUAUCUUUUCACUGCGUACAACUACAAUGCUGCCUCUUGUUUUUUGGUGGAGGGUGGGAGGGGGGGUGGAGAUGGGCCUUGACCGCAUGAACCUGGACUGAAGCUGGCUUGGCCACACUGUGCCGUUCCUUCCAGUGUCCCAUUGGACAGCAGGCUCUAACACAGUGCUGAUGGGCCGAAUGGCUCUCAACAGCCUUAAAGCCCCGCCUGUACAGUCCUGUGGUCGAGAUGUUCGGUGCUCCCUAUGUUGGGGAAGGACUGGUCUGGGUUAUAACCAGGCUAAUAUGUUUUAUAAUCUAUUGGGGCCAAAGCACUCAGAUAAUCAGAAGAAUUCUCUUAAUGGAAAAGAAUGUAUUUAGCACCUAGUAUUGUAAAGUUGUAGAACUUGUAUUGCUGACUCUGAGCACUUUAAUAAGCAAGUUAUUGUAGUUCAUGCAGAGCCUAAAGAUAGUCAAUGUCUACAGUUCAUGGCUUUGAUAUAUUCUAAUAUAUAAAUUUAUAUUUGAAAACACAAGGUAUGCCUUUUGAGUGAAGGGGAGCUGUAGGCUGUGAACAGAAUGUAAUACUUGAAGUCAUGGUUCUAAAGCUGGCUCUUUCUGUUAUUAACUCAGCACUGGUGUGUAUGAUUUCAUUAAGUGUCAAUGGCCAACUUUCCUGGACUUUGCAAAGCCUCCCUGUUCUCUUAUCAGGAGAGCUGGAGUUGUGGGUGAGGGUCAGGGGUCUUGGUCUGGAACGUGAACUGCUUUGACCUCCCAAGCCACCAGUGGGUUUCUCCUGAGUUGUAACGUUUAACAUUUUCAUUACCAAUGGGACCCAAAGUGUUGACACUGCAUCCCCAUCCCUGGGUCGAUGGGAUUUGUCCACCUGACUAGACUCAUUCAUGGCCUCCAAAUCGAUGUGUGUAGUUAUGGGAACGUGUUGAUCAUGGUGCACUCACACAUGUCCUGCAGUGAGAGCAAGGGAGGUGUCUCCAUGUUCCAAUGUCAAAUCUGUUGCAGAAUGCAUUGGCCUUCAAAGACCAGGAGCCAUUGCCAUCUCACUGUUUCUCAGCUCUCUGGGAUAAUGACUGGUGUGUUCGAUUUGGUUGGAGCAGAGUAUAAUUUUUGGCCAAGGCGGCCUCUGGUCUCCAUCUCGGCUAAUGUUGAGUGCUAAUGCAAACAGCUCUCCAGUGUAAGACCCAAGCCCUUGACCUUGCCCUGAAUGAGCAGCCAGAGAGAAAUUCUAAAACAUUGCCCCAAUUUCUGGCCAAGCCCCUGAGCUGUGUGAAGGACAGUUCCCAGCUGGUGACUGUCAGGCAGGAAGUGCCCGCUGACAUUCUGUUCAAGCCCUCCGUGCCCAGCAAAGUCCCCUGGAGAAUGCAGUCUGAAUUUAACAACCUGAUGGCUAUCGAGCUUGACGAGAUUCCUCGAGAAUAAGCACCUUGUUUUUAAGCAUAGAUCAGAGGGGGUAGACCCACCCUGCAUGGCAUUGGUGGAUGUGAAUUUCUGGAAGUCCCAUACCAUGGUCAUGAGAAUUGCAAGCUUGCUGGAUUUUGAGGUUUCUUCCCCUUGGUAUCUCUUUUAGUUACGAGCUGUAAUCUUGGAGGCCUGGUGUGUGUUUGACAGUGUUAAUGUGCCAACAUAACUAUGCCAAGCAUGGGUACCCCACAGACAAUGCUGAUUUGCUGGUGUUGGGUAGGAGGAGAGGGGCAUGAGGGGGAGCUGGGUGCUUUGUCAACACUUGCUUUGGAUGUGGCAUUGAGAGCAGUCGGGCUGCCAAAGGUAGAGGGGUGGUGAGAGGGUGGCAGUGGUAAAGACUUAUUUUCUUAUCAUUAGACAACUUGAGAAGCUCUAAUCUCCAGUCUACAGCCCUGCUGGUAAAUGGUAACAGGAACCAUUGCAAUCCCGGAGAAGUUGGCCAUUUAUUAUUGAAAGCUGCUACACUGUUCUAUGCUUGUUAUGCAAGUGUCAUAUGUAUAUUCAGAGGUCUUCUUUCUUGUCUCUGGCUAAUGAGUACUGUAAACUACUUUGAAUGUGCAGUAAAUCUAUUGUUAAGAGUACACUUUAGUUGUCUGGAUAAGUCUGGUCUGAAUUUUCAUCAGAAAUUUGAAAUUGUAGUGUGUAUAUUCUAUAUAUAAAACAUCAUUUCUUGCCAUGGUUACUUACAGCUGGGCUCAGUGGGUUUUUGUGGCUGCUAAUUUUUAAAGUGUAGAAGUGACCCUUUCUCAAGGUGAGGUCUGAUCUUUGGAGAAGUUGGUUUCUGUUGCCCAGGGUUUUGCCUCCUUCCUUGUCUCCCCUCCUUUCGCUGUAUUCAUUCUAAAGUUGUGCCCUUGAACUAUGGGAUUGCAGUGCCUUGCCUUUUUCCUUCAUCCUUCCCAGAUCAUCUCCCCAUUCCCCUUCCUACCCACCCCCAAACACAUUUUUAAUUGCCCCUCCUCCCCGGUGUGUGACCUCGUGGUCACCCAUCACCCUCUCACAGCCCAGCCAAUGGGCCAUAUUUGGUGGCUGAGACUAUCCAAUGGGUGUCACUGGCUCAGAGGUUGUCCUGGGCCACAGCUGGGUUACCACUGGAGCUGGGACCCAUUUUGUCAGGUAUUAUGAAACUCCCGGAGCAGACCCUGUUCCCAGCCCUUCCUCCCCCAGCUGUGUUUCUGACAGAGAUCCGAUGGGAACGGAACAAUUGGUCACCAGCUUCUGCCGUGCACUUCCAGCUGAACUUUUCCGCAUUGUGAAGAAGUUCUGGGGUGUCGCCUGCCCAGAAUGCAAUGCAAGGUUUUGGUGUCUUGGGCUCCACAUUCUAAUUAAAGUGCUAUAUAUUCUUGUUUCCAGUUGACUGGGUCAGAAGGAUGGGCCAGUUGCUGACUGAAUGUAGGAUCGUGAGAUCCAUGCAGAACUAGGCUGUUUCAUUCCAGUCUGGCAGAUGAGAAGCAGUGGUCGGGGUGAAGCGAGGUUCUGGGUGGUCGUUGCCUUGUUAGGAUUGCUCCCUUGCUUCUGCACUAGAGCUCCACGUCCAUCCAACAAGCCCCAACUUUUUGCAUUACACAUCAUUACUGGUGAAGGAUAACUGGAUGAUAGUUUUUGCUUCAGAGCUCGGUUUGAGCUAAGGUGAGACACAGUGAAGUCUCCCAAAAUGAAGGUUGGAAUCCUCGGAGGAGUUCUGGUUCUGUUUUAUUUGUUUCCUGUUCUAGAAUCUGUGCUCCACCACCAACUGUUCUCCUCGGCCCCACAACGUCAUUAACCAGCUCUGUGCUCCGGACUCUGUCCGUGCGAGAGUGCAGAUGUGUGGGUGAGCUAAAACAAAAUAGACCCAUUGCACCCUACCAGGCCAGAGACCUUCGACCUGCUCCGGUCUCUAGCCCUUGGCAUUUUUUUUUAUUAAAGAACUGGUGUCCGUCCCGUUGGCAAGGCGGGAGGUGUCGGCAGGGUUUCUUUUGCUUCCAGAAGCCAUGCGUUGUCUGCAGGGGAGGGAGAAUGAGAGAUCUACCCAUGAGCUGGUCUUUAGGUGAGUGGCAGCACCAUAAAUGUGACUCCCUCCCUGGCUGCUCCCUUUCAGGAGAGGGUGAGGUUGGUCAGCGGUGUCGUGGAUGGGGAAGGAGCACUGAGUUGUUUGUUCCUGCUCCUCGGAGCCUCCCUGCCCAACCUUGGAGCAGGCACAGAGACACUAGCUGUUCCCCUCAGUAACAUGCACUGUGGGUCCAUUCAUGGUUUCUCUGAAACAAGCCCACAGCUCCCUCAGCCCAGCUGUAACACAUUGUGCUGAUGGCGAGACCAGGCAGUGAACUCUCUCGGUAAAGCUGACGGAACCAAAUAGAUGUUGUUGAUGCAUUAAAUAUACUGACUUGUAACAGGGGAGGGGGAGGAGGAGGAGGUGUCAGGGGAAGGUCUCAGCACAAUGCACCAGUGUUGACGUCCCACAACAGCCAGGGAUGCUACGACAAGAUUAUAUGGGGAGGAGAAACUACAGGUGGGUGAUGGUGGACACUGUGAGAGUUACCUAGAAUGUGUGGGCAGUGUUUAUUGCCAUGAGUCCCUCCUGAGGUAACGUUCUGGCCCAGAAAUGAGCCGUGACAAAGGUUCUGCCCCCUCCAGCGGAUGGCCUCCCUCCUGCUUCUGUUACAGCACAGGGUGUUCCCUCCCCACUGGCACCCCCUGGGCCAUUACAAUGUUCACACAUCUGGCAGUCCCGAUUUGUCCAGGAGGACAAGGGUGAAGCCCCUUUCCCUCUUGGUUGGAAAAGGGUUGUCUAAUCACAGCUGCAGUUCUUUUAUUAUUUAUGGAACCUGUCUCCGAUGACUUGCUUAAAGGAAAUCCUUCCUUCAGCAUGGUUAAAAUGAGGGCAGAGCUUCUUGCUUCCAUCAGAGGAAUCAUCAGCAAAAGCUCUUCCCCCACCACCAUGGAUAAGGUGUUGCAGAUGUGCAGCUUGCUGGAGACAUGUGGCUGUGCAUUGGCCAGGGACAGUCCCUGGUGUUGAGUAGCUGCAGGCUAGUAUUGGCCCUCUGAACCCCCUCGCCCUCUGACCAUUCACUUCAGUGGGGGGGGGGGGUAAUCCCGAAGAUCCCCUGUGUAAGUGAGGACUGAUUCCAACCCCGAUUUUCCCUUUUGCACACUUCCAUGGGUUUCUAGAGUUUGAACAGGAUGUGAGCCGUGACCGAUGCUGCUGGGAGUUGCUGGGCAGAUAAAUUGCAGCUAUUCACGAGAGCACCUCAGUCAAAAGAGGUGGUUUUUCUUACAGUAAAGCAUUUCAUGGCUUAUUCCCAACUCCUGCCCAAGGCUGAUCGAGAAUUGGUUUUAAUUUAAUUGAGAGUGUGUUGUACAACUUGGGAUCAAAGGUGGUUGGGACCCAGGAUCUCCUGGUUCAAGUGUUCACACCCCCACUAUCGGCUUUUAAGAUUUGCUGGAUUCUGUUUGUUUCCACAGUUAAAGAAAAGUCCUUUUUUGGCAUCUUUAUUUUUAAGAUUUUAUUUAAUUGUUAUAGUUCAAAUCUGUCAAAGACUGUGGAACUUGUUAGAGAGCUCAUUAGAAUUUUGCUAUUUAAAGACAAAGGUCUAUUGUUUCUUGAAUGUGUAACAUUUUUAUUUUGUU
This is a messenger RNA of Pristis pectinata (smalltooth sawfish), 13198 nucleotides long. Its product is annotated as CREB3 regulatory factor-like. Lineage: Eukaryota; Metazoa; Chordata; Chondrichthyes; Rhinopristiformes; Pristidae. Gene Ontology annotation, molecular function: RNA polymerase II transcription regulatory region sequence-specific DNA binding; DNA-binding transcription factor activity, RNA polymerase II-specific. The record is from RefSeq and is a predicted model, not a curated record. The coding region runs from base 2212 to 4020 and encodes 602 amino acids. The transcript has 11 exons. Gene Ontology annotation, cellular component: nucleus. Gene Ontology annotation, biological process: regulation of transcription by RNA polymerase II; response to unfolded protein.